Molecule: messenger RNA, 1978 nt
Organism: Sphaerodactylus townsendi
Lineage: Eukaryota; Metazoa; Chordata; Lepidosauria; Squamata; Sphaerodactylidae
Product: E3 ubiquitin-protein ligase TRIM11-like
Exons: 7
Coding region: 317-1339 (340 amino acids)
Source: RefSeq, a predicted model, not a curated record
UCCCUCCCCCCGCCUGCAUUUGCAUCCCCCUGGGUAAAACUGCCGUGGGUCCUUUGUUGCGCCACCCUAAUGCAAUCAACAUCUUAUUGGGUCCCUGCGCGCCAUCCUAACGCAAUCAGGACCGCUGGAAAGCGGCGCAACCGCCGCCCGCAGUCCCAAAGUCCCUCCUUGCAGCCGUGCAUUUUUGAACCAUUUUGGAGAGCCCUCGCCUGCCUCUCCUCUUGCUGCGCGUCCGAUCCUGCCUUUUGGUUUUGGCGCAGCAGCCGCCGAUCUCCAGGAGGGCAAGGCCGGGUUUGGACCCCGGAUCCCCAAAGCCAUGGAGAAGCCGCUGGCGAAGAGGAUCCGGGCGGGCGCCUCCUGCGACAUCUGCGCGCGCUUUUACACCGACCCGGUGCUGCUCGCCUGCGGCUACAGCUUGUGCCGGGCGUGCGCCCAGCAGCUGUCCCCGGCCGUGUGCCCGGACUGCGGGGCAGCCUUCGACCCGGGACGCCUGACCUGCAACCGGAGCCUGUCCGACCUCGUGGAGAUCGCCCAGCAGCUGCUUCAGAAACUGGAGGCCGAGAGGAGCCGGAAGGGAGCCGGCCAGGAUCGCGCGCAAAGGGCCCACUUCUGCAAGCAGGAGAAAAGCAUCCUCUGCCAGGCUUGCUGCGCCUCCAAGGAGCACCGGCACCACGACCAGGCCCUGGCGGAAUCGGCUGCCCACUACAAGCUUUUAAUGCGGAAAUGUCUGGACAAUUUGAAGAAGGAGGAAAGCGACGUUCAGUCUAAUAGAACAAUCCUUGAAUCAGAGACUCUAUGCUACUUUACGCGAACAACAGUGGCAUGGGAAAAGGCAAAGGAUGAGUUCAAAAGGAUGCAGUUGUUUCUGGAAAGUCAAGAAAGACAGCUGCUGGCUCAGGUAACAGAAGUAUAUAAUGAGAUUAAAAUAAAAAAGAAUGAGCAGAUCUCUGCCCUCUCCAAGAAACAAUCCUCUCUUCAAGAUCUCAUCUAUGAGGUAGAAGAGGUGAGCCACCUGCCAGCGAAUGAACUCCUGGAGAAUAUUGGAAGAACCUUGCAGGCGUACGAAGAGCGGGAAAAAGUUCAGCCUCGGGGAUCCCUUUCUCCUGAGCUGCAGAGCAAGAUAAGUGGUUUGGUUGAGAUCAACAAAUUUCUGCUGGGUGCCAUGAAGUCUUUCAGAGAAAAUGUGGCAUCUGGACUUCUUCAGCACAAAGGAAACACAACUCCAGAUCCUAAUGGAUGUCAUCCCUCUGUUGUAACGUCUGAGGAAACUCAACCUGUGAGCAAUUUGGACCAGGUUCAGCACACCAAUCCUGGAAGUUCUGAUCAUCUGUCUGAAUGAUGUGUGGUUUUGUAUUUCAUUGGCCUGUCCUGGUAUUUUUGUGUGUUUCCAUUUCACUUUGGAGGUACCUGUGCCCCAAAGUGGUCCUCAAAUGUUUCAAGAAAACAAUGAUCAAACUCUUCCAUACUUACUCUUUCCAGACACAUACUUACUCUUUCCAGACACUUCUUUUAGAUGCAAACAGGUGCCUGUCUCAUUCUGUGCGCCUGAGGUAGUAAAAUCUACCUCAAAGGGCUCCAGCUAGCUUCCCUUCCUGUUUCCAAAUCCCUCUUUCCACCCAGGUCCACACCAGCUGUGCAGAUACAGACACAAAAAAACUCCUGCAUCUAAUUAAGUGGGCACCAUCUUUCUAGCAUGUUUGGCAUGACCAUUUCCUUAUGAUGUCAUAGUUUUCCCAUGUCCUGUAAUAGGAUACCUGAAUUUUGUACAACAUUUUCAGUUUGAAUUUUGUAUAAUUAAUUCAAUUUGAAUUUUUUAAAAUUAAUGCACACAACUUAAAAAAAACUGGCCAUCUGAUGAUUGAUAACGAAGAAGAAGGAAAUAGAAGGGGCUGAUUUCCCAGGGGGAACAACAAUUUUUAAGAAAGGAUCUAGGGGGGACCCGGGAAAUUACAGGCCAGUCAGUUUGACAUCUGUUCCU